ACACGGUCUCCCAUGGUGACUGGCAUUGACAUAUAGGCGCUAUUCGCUGCUUGCUGCUAGUCCAUAAACAAGCAGUCCGAUGUUGAAAUACCCGGUUUAAAAACACUAAACCAGUAGCGUUUGAUGCAGACAUCUGCAGUGACGGGUUCGAGGGUGACAUUAAAAGUGAAGGCACCAGGAUUCUCCCAUCAGGUUUAUUUGGCUGUUUGGAAGUAAACCUGGCUGAGAUGGAUGAGCAGAGUGUUGAGAGCAUAGCGGAGGUCUUCCGCUGCUUCAUUUGCAUGGAGAAGCUGCGUGAUGCCCGUCUCUGCCCUCACUGCUCCAAACUGUGCUGUUUCAGCUGCAUACGGCGAUGGCUGACAGAGCAGAGAGCCCAGUGUCCCCACUGUCGAGCUCCGCUACAGCUGAGGGAACUGGUCAACUGUCGCUGGGCAGAGGAAGUGACUCAACAGCUGGACACACUGCAGCUCUGCAACCUCACAAAACAUGAGGAGAACGACAAAGACAAGUGUGAGAACCAUCAUGAGAAGCUGAGUGUGUUCUGCUGGACUUGUAAGAAGUGCAUCUGUCACCAGUGCGCGCUGUGGGGAGGCAUGCAUGGCGGUCAUACGUUCAAACCCCUGGCUGAGAUCUAUGAGCAGCAUGUGACGAAGGUGAACGAGGAGGUGGCCAAGCUGCGGCACCGGCUAAUGGAGCUCAUUAGUCUGGUUCAAGAAGUGGAGAAGAACGUUGAGGCAGUACGAGGAGCGAAGGAUGAGAGAGUGAGGGAGAUCCGGAAUGCUGUGGAAAUGAUGAUCGCUCGGCUUGAUAAUCAGCUUAAGAAUAAACUCAUCACACUCAUGGGACAGAAGACCUCUCUGACACAGGAAACGGAACUGCUGGAGUCUCUGCUGCAGGAAGUGGAGCAUCAGUUGCGUUCAUGCAGUAAGAGUGAACUGAUCUCGAAGAGUCCAGAGAUCCUGCUCAUGUUUCAGCAGGUACACAGGAAACCAAUGCAGUCGUUCGUCACCACUCCUGUCCCGCCAGACUUUACCAGUGAGCUGGUCCCUGCGUAUGACUCCAGCACUUUUGUUUUGGCAAACUUCAGUACUCUGCGGCAGAGAGCUGACCCUGUUUACAGCCCCCCACUACAGAUAUCAGGCCUGUGCUGGAGGUUGAAGGUUUAUCCAGAUGGCAAUGGUGUCGUUCGAGGAAACUAUCUGUCUGUUUUUCUGGAGCUGUCAGCAGGACUUCCUGAGACUUCUAAAUAUGAAUACAGGGUGGAGAUGGUCCAUCAGGCCUCCAGUGACCCCACCAAAAAUAUCAUUCGAGAGUUUGCAUCAGACUUCGAGGUGGGCGAGUGCUGGGGAUAUAACAGGUUCUUCAGGUUGGACCUUCUCGCCAGCGAGGGCUACUUGAAUAUGCAGACUGACACACUUGUUCUAAGGUAUCAAGUGCGAUCGCCUACAUUUUUUCAGAAGUGUAGAGAUCAGUAUUGGUAUAUAACUCAGCUGGAGUCCGCCCAGUCCAGCUACAUUCAACAAAUCAAUAACUUAAAAGAGAGGUUGGCCAUAGAACUGUUCCGUCGGCAGAAGUCACGAAGCUCGUCUCCACCUGAUCGGCGUCUCUGUCCCACCACAUCCUCUGGCAGAGACUCUCGUCAGGGGAAGAGCUCCGUGCUGGAGGAGUGCAGUCAGGCAGCCUCAGUAGAGACAAAGGAAGAUGAGGAUGAGGAGAAAACCCAGCAUGAUGACUCUAAUGAGUUGUCUGAUGGCGAUCUGGAGGUGGACUGUCUAACUGGAGACGAAGAUGUCAAUCCUCUGGAUGGUAGCAGCACUUCUGGAAGCUCCACAGCCACCAGCAAUACAGAGGAGAAUGAUAUCGACGAGGAGACAAUGUCCGGAGAGAAUGACGUGGAGUACAGCAGGAAUCUGGAGCUGGAGGAAGGAGAAUUAGCUGAUGAUGUUGCCGGAGCUGCAGGAGGUUCUGGUGCAGGUGUCCGGGGCUCAAGACGAGGGGCAGGAGCCAGCUCUGCCAGCCUCCUGGAGAUCGACCCUGUCAUCCUCAUCCAACUCCUGGACCUGAAGGACCGAAGCCAUGUGGAGUCACUGUGGGGGAUGCAACCCCGUCCCCCUACCUCUCUGCUUCAGACCCAAGCUGCUGCGGUGCCGUCUCGUAAAGAGCGUGAGCGUCGGCCUCAGGCGGUGCGCCGGUCGGCACCAGACUCUGGUGUGCUGAUCAGACUGAAGGCGCAGAUGGCAGAAGUGCGCAGUAAGAUGUCAGAUGUGAAAGGCCAGCUGGAGGCUCGCAGUGGCGCCACUCGGGUCUCCUCUCACGGAGCCUCAAUCCACGAGCAGGGCCCCUCCAUGGACACAGAGCUGGGGCCUAGCCGAAAACCCAGCGAGCUGCUCUUCAAAGCACCAAUCUCUUCACGACACACUCGCAGUGGUGGAAAGAAGUCUGGUUCCCCCAAGCAGGAGAGUGUGGGGGCUCUGGGUGUUCUGUCCCUGCGCAGGACUGUGGAUGCUGGAGAGAAGGAGCUCAGAGGAGCCGGACGAGAGUCUCCAACUGAACCUGCUACAACUGGACCCUCCUCUUUGGAUGGCUCUCUGAAAGCGCGCAGUGUUCAGAGUUCUCCUCCCUCUCUGGGAAGCAGCUCCUCAUCCUCUGAUAAGGCCUCUGGCUCCAAACACGAGGAUCUGCUGUAUGGAGCUUCAGACCUGUUCAGCAUCGCUGCUCUCAAUGGAGCGUCUGCACCCGCCACCAAACAGCACAGAGCUACAGCGAUCGGGCCUGGGCUGCUGACGGACAGCUCUCUGACCUGUGACCUAGAGAGCGCCGGCGAGAUCCAUCAGUCACUUCUGUCACUGGCUGAACCAUCUUCCUCUUCCUCAUCGCACCCUGAUGAAGGUGUGCUUAGUCAGAAGCCUCAUCAUGUGUUGCCCAGCAUGAGCAGUGACAGUGAGCUGGACUGCGACACAGAGAAUGAGAACGAGGAUGAAGUGGUGCCUCUGGAGGCUGGAGACACCAGUGCGUUUGACACCAGAACUCUGCCCUGCACAGGUGAGCAGCUGAUCCCUGAUGAUCUGAGUUUCACGGCUGAGGAAAGUACAGAAAGAUGAUUUCUUAAACGCCGUGACGUGACGCCUCCUGAGUUGAAUGUCCUCUUUACUUUUAUGUCUGUGCACUUAUUUAUGUUCCUAUAGAGCGGAAUUCUAUGUUUCUGUGUGCUACUAUGUAUGCUAUUUCAGAAAAACGCCACUUUCAGGAUGAGCGAGAGAGCAUUUCCUUUAUUCGCUAUGGAUUAUAAAAGCGUAACAUUCCGUUAUGAACACAAAGGUGUAUAGUUUAUGUGCUUAACUUGAUGAUAAUCAUUUUAGAGUUAUAUAUACUACAUUAUUUUGUUCGGUGCUGCUUAUUAUAGUAAGUUUAUAGGGAGAUGACAAACAAAGUUAAGCUGUUUGUUUGUCCGUUUAAAGUUAAUAAGUCUAUUUCUACCACGAAAUAAAAAAAAUUGUGACUAUCUCAAAAGUCAGAUAUUUUUUUCUUACAAUUCUCAAAAAUGUGUUGUUUUUUUCUCAAAAUUAAAAGAUUAAAAUCCUAAAUCUGACUUUUGUGUCAAUUAAAAUACAUUUUCACUUUCUCUUAACUUUUAUAAUUGCGGUAUGUUAACUCUAUAGAUGUUAACUCCUAUUUUGUUUAUAUUUUGCGCAUAUCUGAUUUAAACAGUCACAAUUGUUAUCUCCUGGCAGAAAGAGUUUUUAUUUGUUAUUUUUCAGUUAAAGAAUGUUAAUACAGGUGCUGCUCUGUUACCAUUUCACCUAACUUUAUUCUCCGUGCAGAUUAUUUAUAGAUAUUAGUACAUUUUUUUUCUUAUUUUACUUCGACCAUAUGGACACUAAUCUGUCCAAUCCACCAAUCAACUGAACAAGUUUACACUGACUAAAUGUCUGCAAAAAGGGAACGUUGAGCCGAUAAAAGUUCAAAUAACAUUCUCUCUCUCUCGCAGUGAUGUGAUUGUUCUUAUAAAGUACAAAUAUGACUUAUUUCGCAUUGCACAGCUCACUUAUGAAUUUAGUACAUUCCCAUUAUUAUUGUUUUAGUCAUUAUUUUAACCAAUGUUAACUCCCUACUAGAUAAUAAAAGGUAGUUACAAACUUUAAUAACCAAAGUCUCAGGUGGGUCCAAGUGUGGAUGUCGCAGCGUUUAUGUUGCGAACAAACAUCAUAGCAUUGUCAACAGCUGGAGCUUGCUGCAUGCACCGCUUUCCGCUCAGUACAGUCUGCUAAAUAUGUGACAUUUUGGUUGUAAAGUGUACAGCAAGUAAUGCUUUUGCUGUUUAAUCGCUGGGUUAAGAUUUAACAACAGGUCAGUUUCUUUCCCCUCAAGCAUGUUUAUGGUCUCUGCAAAGCCUAAAGCAGUGUUAACGGUGUUCCUGUAGCCAUUCAAUGUUAAUCUAAUGCUGUUCUUUGUGCUGUAACAAUAAUAAGAGUAUUAAUUGUAUGUUCAUUUGAGGAACAAAAAGGCAGUCUGUUUGCUGUGCACACUUCCUGUUUACUUUUCUUUCUUUCCUUCUUUCUUUCUUUCUUUCUAGCAUGUUUAUAAAAAAUUUUAUUUGGGCCCAAAACAAACUGGAGUAAAUGGUAUGUACUGUAUAUUUAUCUAAAUUAAAAUCUUAACAAAUAAAUGA
Danio rerio (zebrafish) is the source of this 4669-nucleotide messenger RNA. The record is from RefSeq and is a predicted model, not a curated record. NCBI's taxonomy places the organism in Eukaryota, Metazoa, Chordata, Actinopteri, Cypriniformes, Danionidae.